This is a messenger RNA of Drosophila obscura, 2993 nucleotides long. RefSeq names its product N-alpha-acetyltransferase 16, NatA auxiliary subunit (gene Naa15-16). Gene Ontology annotation, biological process: N-terminal peptidyl-methionine acetylation. Gene Ontology annotation, molecular function: protein-N-terminal amino-acid acetyltransferase activity; protein binding. The record is from RefSeq and is a predicted model, not a curated record. The coding region runs from base 204 to 2879 and encodes 891 amino acids. The transcript is spliced from 7 exons. Gene Ontology annotation, cellular component: NatA complex; cytoplasm. NCBI's taxonomy places the organism in Eukaryota, Metazoa, Arthropoda, Insecta, Diptera, Drosophilidae.
UCGCGUGCAUGUGUAUAGUUCUAGUUCCUGGUGUGUUGCUGUCUCCCCAUUAAGUUAAAAAUUUUGCUCGUGCUAGCAAAAGUUUUUUUUUUGCUAAGUCUCAGUCGUCAGUCGCGUCCAAGCAUUAUCACUUCCAACAACCAAGCUCAGUUCGGUCUAAAGGCAAGACAACCGUCAGCAGCUGAAGAAGAAGCAUUGUAGAGAUGCCUUCCAGUGAUCCACUGCCGCCCAAGGAGGGUGCGCUUUUCCGAAAGCUACUGAAAUGCUACGAACUCAAGCAGUACAAAAAUGGCCUCAAGCUGGCAAAGCAAAUACUAUCAAACCCCAAGUACAUGGAACACGGAGAGACACUGGCCAUGAAAGGUCUCACUCUUAACGGGCUGGGGAGGCGCGAAGAGGCAUACAAGUAUGUGCGCUUGGGUCUGCGCAACGAUCUUCGCUCUCAUGUCUGCUGGCAUGUUUAUGGCCUUCUCCAGAGGAGUGAUAAGAAAUACGAUGAGGCCAUUAAGUGCUACCGUAAUGCCCUUAAGUGGGAAAAGGACAAUCUGCAGAUUCUGAAGGAUCUGUCGCUGCUUCAGAUACAAAUGCGUGAUCUGGAGGGGUAUAAGGAGACCCGUCAUCAUCUUUUUACGCUGCGGCCCUCUCAACACGCUUCCUGGAUUGGGUUUGCCAUGAGCUAUCAUCUACUAAGGGACUAUGAAAUGGCCAACAACAUACUGGAAACGUUUAGUCAGUCUCAGACAUCGAUUGAGGCGCACGACUAUCGCCAUUCGGAGCUGCUUCUUUAUCAGAACCAGAUACUCAUCGAAUCAUCGCGUCUGGAGCAGGCCCUCGACCAUUUGAUCAAGUACAACGCACAGAUUGUGGAUAAGUUAGCCGUGCGCGAGACAAUGGGCGAUUUGUACAUUCAGUUGCAGCAGCAUGAUAUGGCGGUGCCCAUCUUUGAAUCUUUGAUUCGUCGCAAUCCCGAAAACGUCCUCUACUACGAACAGUACCUGUCCGCAAGACAGGUCUCAGAAUCCAGCGCUGUCGUGGCCGUUUAUCGUGAGUUCCAGGAGAAGUAUCCACGCGCGCUCUGCCCCCGCCGUCUGCCGUUGAACGUUGCCAGUGGCUCGGAGUUCCGAACGGUAGCCGACGAGUACUUGCGCCGCGGCCUCCGCAAGGGCAUUCCGCCGCUUUUUGUUAACGUGCGCACCCUUCAUCAGGAGUCUGAAAAAGCGACUGUUAUCGAAAAACUCACGUUGCACUACUUUGAGAAUCUGUCUCGCUCUGGGCACUUCUCACGCGAGGAUUCUGAUGCUGGGGCGCCCGUUGAGCCAGCCUCGGCGCUUGUGUGGACGGCUCUGUUUCUGGCGCAGCACUAUGACUACAUGCGGGACACAGAUCGGGCUCUGGAGUACAUUAAUGUCGCAAUCGACCACACACCUACUUUAAUCGAACUUCUUAUAACUAAGGGACGUAUUUUCAAGCAUGCCGGCGAUGCCGUUGAAGCCUACGUCUGGCUGGAGGAGGCUCAGAGUAUGGAUACAGCCGAUCGCUACAUCAAUUCAAAAUGCGCAAAGUACAUGCUGCGCGCUAACAUGGUGCAGGAGGCGGAGGAAAUUUGUGCUAAGUUUACUCGAGAGGGUGUCUCUGCAAUGGAUAAUCUAAAUGAGAUGCAGUGCAUGUGGUUUCAAACGGAAUGUGCGUUAGCUUACCAACGCAUGGGUCGUUGGGGCGAGUCAUUAAAAAAGUGCCACGAAGUAGAACGUCAUUUUGCCGAGAUUGUCGAGGAUCAGUUUGAUUUUCAUACAUAUUGCAUGCGCAAGAUGACGCUUCGGGCCUACGUCGGCCUGUUGCGAUUGGAGGAUGUCCUGCGCCAACAUCCAUUCUACUUCAAGGCUUCCAAGUGCGCCAUUGAGGUGUACCUACGUUUGUAUGAUAAACCUCUCAAGUCGGAAGCGACCAUUGAAGAGAUUGACAUUGAAAACCUUCCCCCGUCUGAGCUGAAGAAGCUGCGCAGCAAACAGCGCAAGGCAAAAAAGAAAGCUGAGCUUGAGAGCGCGCAGGCCGCGCAAGCACAAGUGAAGCGCGAACAGCAUCAGAAAUCCAAGCAGCAGGCUAGUCAGGAAACCGAUCCUGAUGCGCCGCAACUGGACGAGCUCGUGGCAGAGAAGUUGGAGCGGACAGACGAACCCUUAGAAAGGGCUAUUGACUUUCUAAAGCCGUUGCAGCAGCUAGCCAAAGAACGCAUUGAAACGCAUUUACUGGCCUUCGAGGUUUACUAUCGUAAAAACAAGCUGCUAUUGAUGCUUCAGUCCAUACAGCGUGCCCGUGCCGUUAAUAUAGCGCACCCUGAGAUCCAUAGUUGCAUUAUUCGUUUUAUGAAAUCGCUGUCCAGCGCCUUUAAGCAGCAGCCUUUCAACGAACACGUCCAACAGGUGCUUAACAAGGCUACCAAAGAACUGAUAGGCAGCAAGACACUCCAGCAACUCAACGAUGAAUUCAUUGCAAAGCACAACGAAUCCAUACUGCACUUGUAUGAAGGGGCACGUAGUCUCUUCGAGCUAGAUGCUAGUAAAAAGGAUACCGCUAUCAAGCUGGUCACCAGCUUUAAUCAGAAAAAGCUACGGUUAGAGGAGGCCAUCAAAGUCUACACCGCGUUGCGGGACGGGGAUGUGUUUGGAGAGUGUGAGGAGGCAGCCGCUGCAUAUCAGCAAGCGUGUCAACAACGUUUUCAAUACGCUCGCAUCUUUCGUAAAAUAGAGGAGCUAGAGGCACAACUACAAGAGAAAGAGGCUGCCAAGUUACGCGCUGAAGAGGAACAACUCCAAUUGAAUCAUGUCGAUUCCAGUGAAGCGAUUUCACCAGUUUCGGCCACAGCAGUGGCAGCGUCUUAAGACAAAAGAAGACUGCUACAUUACAUAAAAAACCACAGCAUCAACAACAGAAACUGCAACACAAGUAACAAAAGAAAAACCUUCAAAUAAAAAAUGAGUUCUAUAAAACAGAAA